Asparagus officinalis (garden asparagus) is the source of this 621-nucleotide messenger RNA. RefSeq lists its product as uncharacterized. The transcript is spliced from 2 exons. The coding region runs from base 1 to 621 and encodes 206 amino acids. The record is from RefSeq and is a predicted model, not a curated record. NCBI's taxonomy places the organism in Eukaryota, Viridiplantae, Streptophyta, Magnoliopsida, Asparagales, Asparagaceae.
AUGGCUCUAGCAGGUAGAGCUUUGGCAACCCAUGAUGCGGUGCUGGAUGCAGCACGGGAGAUUGAAAGCGUGCAUAAGGAGCCUGAAGACUCACACGUGAUUCAGAGCAGGACACCAGCAGCCACCUCCGAGGCAGCAGCAGCAGGGCCCGCAGAGACAGCAGCACUCUCAGCGUCAGCCAUUCCCUCAGAGUCACCCUUAUCAGCGCCCUGGAGUGCAGACUCGUGGCCAGCCUUCGGUGAAAAUAUCAACACUGGCAAUGGUGUCUUAGUAGCAUCCAGUGGUUAUGAAUCGUGCCCUGUGGUUAUCUGUGGGAGGGAACUCUUUGCAGACUUUCUGGUGAUUAAUUUGCCGAGUUUUGAUGUAGUAUUUAGGAUGGAUUGGUUAGGGUCAUUCUUUGCCACCAUUAAUUGUCGCCGUCGGAGCGUAGUAUUCGAGAUACCGGAUCACCCGAGAUUUGAGUUCACUAGUGGUAGCAUAUCAGCCAGACCUGUGGAGUUCAGAGCUAGACCGAAGAAGUCGACGUUAGCUGCAAUGCAAGUGGAAUCUGAGAAGCCAGUUGUAGUUCGGGAAUUUGAAGAUAUAUUUCCCGACGACAUUUACGGAUUGCCACCGGAUUGA